Neoarius graeffei (lesser salmon catfish) is the source of this 1557-nucleotide messenger RNA. RefSeq names its product ras homolog gene family, member Ac (gene rhoac). The record is from RefSeq and is a predicted model, not a curated record. NCBI's taxonomy places the organism in Eukaryota, Metazoa, Chordata, Actinopteri, Siluriformes, Ariidae. Gene Ontology annotation, biological process: stress fiber assembly; cell migration; small GTPase-mediated signal transduction. Gene Ontology annotation, molecular function: GTPase activity; GTP binding. The transcript has 5 exons. Gene Ontology annotation, cellular component: cleavage furrow; dendritic spine. Bases 95 to 676 code for a protein of 193 amino acids.
ACUUCCGGGAAAGGGCGUGGCGUCAUCAUAUGUGGGCGGGACUUAAAGUCUAACAGGAAAGUGAGUCGCUAUUUCCUCAGCGUUCAGCGAAACGAUGGCGGCGAGCCGUAAGAAGUUGGUGAUCGUUGGAGACGGCGCUUGUGGAAAGACGUGCUUGCUGAUCGUGUUCAGUAAAGACCAGUUCCCCGAGGUUUACGUCCCCACUGUGUUCGAGAAUUAUGUUGCUGACAUCGAGGUGGACGGAAAGCAGGUGGAGCUCGCUCUGUGGGAUACCGCCGGUCAGGAGGAUUACGACCGCCUGAGGCCGCUCUCGUACCCGGACACAGAUGUCAUCCUCAUGUGCUUCUCUAUAGACAGUCCUGAUAGUUUAGAGAAUAUUCCGGAGAAGUGGACGCCAGAAGUGAAGCAUUUCUGCCCGAACGUUCCCAUCAUCCUCGUCGGGAACAAGAAGGACCUGCGUAAUGACGAGCACACUCGACGUGAGCUGUCCAAAAUGAAACAGGAGCCUGUAAAACCAGAAGAAGGUCGUGACAUGGCAAACCGGAUCAACGCUUUCGGGUAUUUAGAAUGCUCGGCGAAGACGAAAGAUGGUGUCAGGGAAGUGUUCGAGAUGGCCACCAGGGCGGCGCUGCAGGCCAAAAAGCGCGGCAAGAAGAACGGCUGCCUGCUAUUAUAGACAUCGAACCAAACUACCGGCUGGUCGGAGGAUCUUUAACUCUGCCAUUGUGAAACAGGGAGGGAGGGAGGGAGGGUGGGGUUUAAUUCCCAUGAUACUGAACCGGCCAAUCAGAGACAGGGAUUUAGAGACACCGUGAUCCAUGGUAAGGACGUGUGAAACAGCGCAGAGAUUCGGGUAACAGCGUUAUCUCGUCAUUCUUGAAGCCCAGAUUAGGGCCUCGUUCCAAUAACGGUUUUAAUACACCCUUGUCCACUUUCCCUUGGUUGGUCAUGUUCAGGACGCUGCUGCAUCAUCAACACGGCAGACGAACCAAGCAAUGAAAUAUCCCUGAUAGCGUUUGUCUUUAUGGGAGCGGUUUCUGACUCUCUGAUCGGUGUUUUACUCUGCUCGCCGAUGACGGAGCGCGAUAGUUAGCGUACGAGCGAGUAAGACUCUAUUUAAGGGGAAGUGAACGGGGUGUGCGGAACACAGCGCAGGGUUAUUUUAAGACUUCCUCUGAGCGUUCGAGGUUAGGUUUUUAAAGGAAUCCGUUGUUGAGACUUUUCGUUUUAGGUUUGUUUGUUUUUUCCUCCACUGGUUUUCAUCCUCAUCUCGCCCUGUCCUCAGUGACUGUGUUGAGCUGACUGUACGUAUGUUUGUAUAUGUGUGUAUAUGAAUGCAUGCGCAUCUUUAUUUGUAAAUGAGUGUAUUUAGACUGCUUUUGUCCUCUUUUUCUGUUUUAUUUCGGCUUUUUUUUUUCCCCAUACCAGGUGUCUGACAGGAUUCUGGGCUGUACAUGAGUGGCCUAAUACACUUGGCAUUUGGUUUCAUGUUAUUUAAAAACAUCCAGUUUUUUAAAUGUUGCAUUUAGAAAAUAAAAUUUAAUGGAAAAAUCCAAA